Molecule: messenger RNA, 351 nt
Organism: Cooperia oncophora
Lineage: Eukaryota; Metazoa; Nematoda; Chromadorea; Rhabditida; Trichostrongylidae
Source: the annotation of a GenBank genome assembly
AGGGUCGGAAUUGGAGGGAACAAUCCAGGAGGCGACUUCUGGAGUAAAAUUCCGGAGAUCGAGUGUGAAGAAGGAAGAGAAGAUUUGGCGAAAAUCAGCUGCUCAGCCUCAUUGGGAACUUUGGUUGCUCUCACUUGGGACGGGCGAUUAUUUCUUAGAGUCGGAAUAACAAAAGAUACUCCAAAUGGUACCGACUGGUGUUCACUUCUCACUCCGCGAAAUCUUCCGCUUGCUUUUAUCGCUUUAGGAACCAAAGUCAUGUGGGUGAUCUCUGUAGAUGGCAAGGUGAGCUCUGUUAACUAUCUUUUCGCUCAGAACCUUCUCAAAUUCAAGCCAGUGGCUCUACCUCCU